This is a messenger RNA of Suillus subalutaceus, 239 nucleotides long. RefSeq lists its product as uncharacterized. The annotation marks the transcript as partial. NCBI's taxonomy places the organism in Eukaryota, Fungi, Basidiomycota, Agaricomycetes, Boletales, Suillaceae. The record is from RefSeq and is a predicted model, not a curated record. The transcript is spliced from 2 exons.
GUGUUCGAGAAGUCAGCUCAGUCAGGCUCUGCAGGAAACUAUCAGUGGGGCCUGGAUGCUGGGAACCAUCAAGAUGGUUGGGACCCAUAUGCUGGGCUCCCAUCCCACUGGAACCACGAGGAUCAUAAUGAAGGAGAUCCUGGUUAUGAUGAAGACGAGCUUGAGCGGGCCAGGUUUCAGUGACAGCGACAAUAUGACGAGCAACAUACGUCACGACCUCGGAAGCGACAGGUAACAAA